AUGGAAGACAGAUGUAAAUCGAUCAACAUGGGAACCUCUGGAGAAAAAGAUAAAGUGUUAUGUGAAUUGAGUGAGUCGGACCACUUACAACACCCAAAUGAUCUAAAACCGAUGGCAGGCUUUAUGUAUAGGGGCACAGAGAACAAGUGUUGUUUCAACAUGUGCUACAACAAUGCAACUUGCCUGGUUGGAUUUACGGACAAGGGAUACAAGUGUGUGUGUCCACCUGGUUACACGGGAGACCACUGUGAAAAAGAUGUAGACGAGUGUACCUCCAAUACCCACAACUGCGACGUCAAUGCUGAGUGCAACAAUACCGAAGGUUCUUUUAACUGCAGCUGCAAGGUUGGGUUUAAUGGCGAUGGCAAAAAAUGCACAGCAUUCAAGGCCGUUUUUACAAACCUCAACGCCCGUGGAAAAUUUGGUCCAACAACGCUGGGCAGUCACUACACAGGACAGGAUCAUCACAGACAAGUUACACUGUCCCGCGGUGUUCAACAGUGGACUGUGCCAUACACUGGUGAAUACAGAAUAGAAGCAAUAGGAGCUUCAGCAGGGUAUGAUCCAUACUUUAAAAGUGCUAAGUACCGAGGAAGAGGAGCGAGAAUGGUUGGAUCGUUCCCCUUAAAUAAGGGUGAGGUCAUUCGGAUACUUGUCGGUCAAGAAGGAGGAAGAAACAAGAAGGAUCGCUCUUCAGGAGGUGGUGGAGGUACAUUUGUGGUGAGGAGAGCCAACACACCUUUGAUAAUAGCAGGAGGCGGAGGAGGGGUAAGUGCAAUUAGGUCAAGACGCAAAGGAUGUGACGCGAACACAAACACAGAAGGGAAUUCUGGACACAAAUCAAGGUCAGGGGGAAGGAAUGGACAUGGUGCACGGACUACUGGUGAUAGUAAAACUUUAGCUGGUGGUGGUGGCGGGUUUUACUCCAGUGGAAGCUAUGGAAGACAUAGAUAUGGUGGAGAAGGUGGUAAGGGAUUUAAUCAGGGAGGGGUGGGUGGAAGAGCCAGGUAUAACUUUGCCGAUGGAGGGUUUGGCGGAGGUGGUGGAGCUUAUGGAUCUAAAGGAGCAGGAGGAGGAGGAGGAUACUCUGGGGGAGGCGGUGGAUGGAAAACUUUUGAUUCUUGCGCGGGUGGGGGAGGCUCCUACAACAAUGGAAGCAAUCAGGACAAUGAAUGUUGUUAUAAAACCGCUGGUCAUGGUCAAGUAACUAUUACAUUCCUGGAGUAAACAAAGUUUAUCUAACGAUACUGACUCGGAUAGCGCUCUAAACGUUGAAAAGGAUCUUUUUUCCAGUUCAAAAGUCAAAUAGGGAUCUAAAACUUGAGAUAACAAAGCUUUUUUUUUUCAGAAAUCGAAUCACACUCUUUCACCAGGGUUAUGUAGAAAGAUCACACUAUCACACAGACCAAUCAUCACACUGUGCAACCUAAAACG
Stylophora pistillata is the source of this 1434-nucleotide messenger RNA. RefSeq lists its product as uncharacterized. NCBI's taxonomy places the organism in Eukaryota, Metazoa, Cnidaria, Anthozoa, Scleractinia, Pocilloporidae. The record is from RefSeq and is a predicted model, not a curated record.